UGAUCUCGCGCCCGCGCGGAAGGCUGGCUGCAGGCGCUAAGGCGGCGUCGCCGGGAGUCACUGCUGAGGUGGCCGCGCGCGCCGGUCGCGUUGGUGCUGUUCCGCGGCUCUGUGCCGGGCUGGCAGCAGCUGGACUCUGGUGGGGAGCACGGGCUCCCGGGACUGGCGAAUGGUCCCAACCUAGGGCGGUGGGAGAGACAUCUGAGCCCAGGAUGCUGGGGAGACGGCUCGGCGGCUCCUCACUCAUCCCAGAUGUUGAUCACCUUUCUGAAGUAGAAUCUCCAUGGCCUGAACAUUUUCUGAAAACCGUUUUGAGCAUAAUACCUGUUUAAUAGCAAGAUAACCAGAUCAAGAUGGUUGGAAAACUGAAGCAGAACUUACUGUUGGCAUGUCUGGUGAUUAGUUCUGUGACUGUGUUUUACUUGGGCCAACAUGCCAUGGAAUGCCAUCAUCAAAUAGAGGAACAUAGCCAACCCUUCAAAUUGGAGAGUACAAAGACCACUGUGCGAACUGGCCUGGACAUCAAAGCCAAUAAAACCUUUGCCUACCACAAAGAUAUGCCUUUAAUAUUUAUUGGAGGUGUGCCUCGGAGUGGAACCACACUCAUGAGGGCCAUGCUAGAUGCACACCCUGAUAUUCGCUGUGGAGAGGAAACUAGGGUUAUUCCCCGGAUCCUGGCCCUGAAACAGAUGUGGUCACGGUCGAGUAAAGAGAAAAUACGCUUGGAUGAGGCUGGUGUCACUGAUGAAGUGCUGGAUUCUGCCAUGCAAGCCUUCUUACUGGAAAUCAUUGUGAAGCAUGGGGAGCCAGCCCCUCAUUUAUGUAAUAAAGAUCCUUUUGCUCUGAAAUCCUUAACUUACCUUGCUAGGUUAUUCCCCAAUGCCAAAUUUCUCCUGAUGGUCCGAGAUGGCCGGGCAUCAGUACAUUCAAUGAUUUCUCGGAAAGUUACUAUAGCUGGGUUUGACCUGAACAGCUAUAGGGACUGUUUGUCCAAGUGGAAUCGUGCCAUAGAGACCAUGUAUAACCAGUGUAUGGAGGUUGGUUAUAAAAAAUGCAUGUUAGUUCACUAUGAACAACUUGUCCUACAUCCUGAACGGUGGAUGAGAACACUUUUAAAGUUCCUUCAUAUUCCGUGGAACCAGUCAGUAUUGCACCAUGAAGAGAUGAUUGGGAAAGCUGGGGGAGUAUCUCUGUCAAAAGUGGAGAGAUCUACAGACCAAGUCAUCAAGCCAGUCAAUGUGGGAGCUCUAUCAAAAUGGGUUGGGAAGAUACCUCCAGAUGUUUUACAAGACAUGGCAGUGAUUGCACCCAUGCUUGCCAAACUCGGAUACGACCCAUAUGCCAAUCCACCUAACUAUGGAAAACCUGAUCCCAAAAUCCUUGAAAACACUAGAAGGGUGUAUAAAGGAGAAUUUCAGCUACCUGAAUUUCUUAAAGAAAAACCUCAGACUGAGGAAGUGGAGUAGCAGAGCCAGGAGCCUCCUGCAUACACGAGUUAUUGAGUUCUCUAAAGCUUCUUUUAGUAUCCACUUUUUCAAAUGAAGAGUCAGCGCACUGGACUCCUAGACAUCUGACGCCCAACCAGUACCCCUGCAGAAGUUUCAACUGCAGAAGACAGCUGCAUGGAGCUAGCAGUGGGCAGGAGCAGCCCUGCUUUGGCUGCCAUCUGCCUGUUCUGCCCAUUGAAGCUACUGGCGGGAUCUAACAGCUUCUCUGAGGGAGAGUGUGCCUUGCCGCAGGCCUUCUACAGCUGGCCCUGUAGUUGUCGGUCCUCCUGCCUGUCUGCCUGGCUUGUGCCAGGUUCGCACCGGGAAGGAGGUGGUGUGGUGCAGGGAGAAAGACUGUGUCUCCACUGCAGUAACCGCACUGUUGCUUGUUUGCCCUAGGGAAGAUUGCUGCCUUUCCAGCGGAAGGGGAAUUUCUAGGACUGGCUGUGCCCUGCUGAGAUCAGCGGAAUGUGUGGACCAUGGUCUCCUCCCACUGAGAGGGUGGAAUUUCAGUACACGUUUGGGGUUUCCUGAGUGAUCCGCUUGCUAAGUACUGCACUCUUGAUCCUAAUUAUGUGCACACGCCCGUGGAUAAGGAACCCAGAGGGGACACAUGCUUUCUCUUAAAGCUGCUUUGGCCCUCAUCUUUUCUUACUGGAUUCUAAACUUUAUUUUCAAUGGGAGGGUUCGAAAAUGGGAUUCUACAGAAAAAGUGGGCAGUUUCAUCUUGGAAUAGGUUAUCUGUACAUGUUCUGAUGUUUUGUAGAACACUUGUAUCUGUUUAAAUAUACUGAUGUGGAUAAUAAAUAUCUUAAUUAUUUAAAUAAUUCAUUGUAUUGUUUCUGAGAAGUUGAGGAAAUUACUGUAUACAUUUACAACCUAAUGACUUUUGUAUUUUAUUUUUCAAAAUAAAAGCUUUAAAUGUGAA
Manis pentadactyla (Chinese pangolin) is the source of this 2415-nucleotide messenger RNA. RefSeq names its product tyrosylprotein sulfotransferase 1 (gene TPST1). The transcript is spliced from 6 exons. Bases 354 to 1466 code for a protein of 370 amino acids. Gene Ontology annotation, molecular function: protein-tyrosine sulfotransferase activity. Gene Ontology annotation, cellular component: Golgi apparatus. Lineage: Eukaryota; Metazoa; Chordata; Mammalia; Pholidota; Manidae. The record is from RefSeq and is a predicted model, not a curated record. Gene Ontology annotation, biological process: peptidyl-tyrosine sulfation.